AUGGCCGCGUCUCCUGGAGGGAUCCCCGCUGAGCUGCAAGAGGGCAUCACCGCCUUCCUGGGGACGAAGAAGGUUCUUCUGGUGAUGAGCGUCCAGCUGCAGGUGAAAUCCAAGUACGAUGACUAUAUCUUGGUGCUGACGCCCUGGCGAGCCUACGUGCUGCCGGUGAUGCUGCCGGUGAGGGUUCACAGCAGCUUCAGCUUCCUGGAGGUGAGGGAGAUGACGGUGCGAGAGCCCAGCUUGGUUGUCAUAGAAAUGGAUGCAACAUCUUAUGCCUUCCGGUUCAUGUCCUUCGAUGAUUUGGAGCAAGUUGUCAUCCAUGUCACCAUGUCACUUAAGAAGGUCUUUCCAGACUCAUCCCCUGGGAUGCUGCUCAAGAACUCCCCCCCCAACCUGUACGAGAGGAUCCGACGGAUCACGGACUCGCUGGAGGAAAUGCUGCAGAACAGCCCCGGGCCCUGUGGGGGGUUUUCGGAGACCUACGCUGCUUUAUGUGAUUACAACGGCUUUACCUUCCGCGAGGAGAUCCAGUGGGACGUGGACAACAUCUACCACAGCCAGGACUGCCGAGAGUUCAACCUGCUGGACUUCAGCCACCUGGAGAGCCGAGACGUGGCACUGAGCAUCGCCGCCUUGUCCUUCAACCUGUGGUUCACCAAACUCUCCUGCAAGGACUUCAGGCUGAACCAGGAGAUUUCGGAGCAGCUGCUCUACAUGCUCAGCAAAUCGGUGACGCUGGAGGAGUUGGUGCUGGAAAACAGCGGGUUGAAAGCUGACUUCGUGCAGAGGGUGGCCCAGGCGCUCAGCAAUCAUCCCGACUCUGUCCUGCACACCAUCAACCUUGCUGGCAACCAGCUGGAAGACAAGGGGAUUGUAGCCUUCAGCCGGCACGUGGAGAAGAGUCCCAAGGGUCUGCAGAGCCUCAGCUUGGCCAGGACGACACUCACUGCCAAAGGGAUGAGCACGUUAUGCAAGGCCCUCGCAGAUAACAAAGCCAUCGGAUCCUCCCUCCGGCACUUGGACCUCUCUGGAAACCCCAGCACCCUGGCUGGGGACGACAUCAGCAACCUGCAGAGCCUCCUCCGCCAGUGCCACUCGCUCUCCUACCUCAGCCUGGCCGGCACGGACUGCCCUUUGGAUGCUCUCUUUGGAGCCCUGGUCCACGGAUGCCACACCAGCCUCGUCCAUCUGGAUGUCUCCAAAAACGUGUACUCCCACAAGCGGGUAAAAACCAUCUCCCCUGACAUCAAGGAGUUUUUCAGCCAAGCCUGUGCCCUCAGGCACGUCUCCCUGGCGGGUACCAAGCUGCCAGCGGAUGCCGUAAGGGUGUUGCUGCAAGGGCUGGCAGACAACAGUCACAUCAGUGACCUGCGCCUGGAUCUUAGCAACUGCGAGCUGAGAUCAGCGGGGGCCCAAGUCAUCCAGGAUCUCAUCCCCGACGCCAGCUCCAUCAGCAACCUGGACUUGUCUGACAACGGCUUCGACCCUGACAUGGUGACGCUGGUGCUCUCCAUCGGCAGAAGCAAGUCCAUUAGGCAUGUCUCUCUGGGGAAAAACUUCAACAUCAAAUCCAAGGAGGGGCUGUUGGACGUCCUGCACCGCAUCGUCCAGCUCACCCAGGAGGAUGACUGCCCUCUCCAGUCCCUGUCCGUGGCCGAAUCGCGCCUCAAGCUGGGAACCAACGUCCUGCUGAGCGCCCUGGGCAGUAACACCAGCCUCAUCGCUCUGGACAUCAGCGGCAACGCCAUGGGGGACACGGGGGCCAAGAUGCUGGCCAAGGCCCUGCAGAUCAACACAAAGCUCAGGACCGUGGUUUGGGACAGGAACAACACAACCGCCCAUGGGCUCCUGGAGGUGGCUCAAGCUUUGGAGAGGAAUUACACCCUCAAGUCCAUGCCCUUGCCGAUGAGCGAUGUGGCGCAGGCGUACCGCAGCAACCCGGAGAAAACGGAGGAGGCGGUGCACAAGCUCCAGUCCUGCCUGACGAGGAACCAGCUGCGGCACACGCUGCCCGCGCAGACCUUCCGGCUGCAGCAGGGCAUCCUCACCACCUCUUCCGAACAGAUGGUGAAUGAGAUCUGCCUGAGCGUGCAGAAGCAUGUCGACAUCCUCAGCGCCUGCCCGGGCAGGGAGACGGAGGCGGACAUCCUCUGCGCGGAGGAAGCCAUCAGGAAUGCCAACCUCUCCGUCAGCAUCCUGCCGCUUUUGUACGAAGCGGGAAACACCCCGUACCAGAACAGCAAGCUGCAGCACAAGCUGGAGUGUCUCACGGAGGAAGCGUCGCAGACCUGCGGCCGGGAGAUCCAGGCGAUCAUGCAGGCAGCGCUGGACACGGCGCACAGCCUCUGCCCGGCCGUGGUGCAGAAGAGCGGGGUCAGGGACCAGCUGGUCAACGCCAUGUCGGAGCGGAUCUACCUCCAGGACCACCUCAACCUCAGCGCCGUCCUGGACCAGAUGAUCACCGAUGUCUUCAGCAAGCUGAAUGAAAUCAAGCUGUCCGUCACAGCCGCCGUGGCCGACUGCAUCGUGGAUGCCGUGCUGGGAGACCUGACCGUCGCCCAGUGCAAGCUGGCAGAGAGCCUCCCCAAGCAGGGUCUCGACCUCCCGGUGCUGCUGCCAGAGCCGGCUGAGGAUGAUGCCGCCGCGCUGGCGAGGGGCAGGAAUCCUCCGGACCUCGCCGUGGAGGAGUACAAGAUGGCCCUGCGGAGGAAAAACAAGCAUUUCAGGAGCAUUCGGCCCACGCCAACUGUGAGAAGUAAGGUCCUCCGGGGACCAUUGCAGGCUCCGGCUACGCCGCAAAGCCGCUGCCUCGGGGGGCCGCCGCGCAAGCUCUCGGUGGGCACGGCCGCGCUCCCCUCCCCGCGGCGUCACGGCACAAGCCAGCGCCCCGCCAACCCUCGGCGCGUGGGCGAAGGCGAUGGCGGCGACGAUGGGGAGGCCUGGCGAGGCCGGGUGCCAACCGGGGCCCUCUCACCCCUCGUAGGUGUCUCGGAGCUGGAGCCGGUGGCGGAUAAGGACGCCAGCGGACUCCGAGCUCACCGGGCGCCGCCGUCACUCAGCCCCGCCGCGCCGCCGGCACGCCCUGCCUCCACAAAGGAUGCUGAGCCUGCGAGCUGCUCGCUCCCCUCCACGCAGCCUGCCACCGCCACCACCGCCGGAUCCCUUAUGGACCUGCCGACCGCCGGCGAGAAGCUGGAGCAUUGCACCAAAGCCAGGCCCCGGCCCAACCGCCGGCACAAGCAACCGCCCAGCAAGCCGAAUGUGCAGCCCGUGGCCUGUGAGAACAGCGAGGACAGGAGCAUCACCCGCGUGGACGAGGGGCUGGAGGACUUCUUUGCCAAGAGGCUCAUCCCAGAGGAGCUGCCCCCCACGGCUCCGGAGACCUGCCCUGGAUCAGCCCCUCUGGCCCCCUCCGGCUCCCGCACCCUCAAGAAGAAAAUCGGGAAUUUUUUUGCCUUCAAGAAACCCAAAUCCAGCCGGGGCUCGAGGUGUGAGAAGGAGCCCGAGGGUGGCCCCGCCGCCCCCAGGAGCAGGCGCUCGAUGCUCAGUGACAUUUUACGGGCCCCCAGCAAGGCGGGCGAGGCGGGCAAGCCGCUGAGUAAAUCGGAGGAGGGGGGGCUCGCUGCCGAGCCCCGGGCAGAGCCCGAGCACUGCCAGACCCCUGACUCUGCCCGCAGAAUCCGGCCCAAGUACUCACGGGAAGGCAAAUCCCAGUCGCUCAUAUUGCUGUCCGGGGAGGAUGAGGAUGCGCUGGGGGUCAGGCAUGACAAGAAGAGGCACCUGGAGAAGAGCGAGGGGGAGCUGCCCGGCUCCUUUGAGCAGCGCGUGCAGGUCAUGCUCCACCGCAUCGGCGUCACCAAGGGCCCGGCUGCCGAGGGCAAGAAGCAGCAGAGCAAAGACAGCGAGAUCAAGAAAGCCGGCUCAGACGGGGACAUCGUGGACAGCUCUGCAGACUCCCCCCCCUCCCUGAAGGCCCGCACGCACUCCAUGUCCACAGACGCACCCUUCCGCAGCUCGGCCGCCGCGAUGGAGCCCAGCGCCGGCGUGGCGGAGCCCCGGCCAGCCUGGAAAGCCCUGGGGAGGCAGCUGCCCGCCGAGCCGCAGGGCACCAGCUCCGACCAGCCCCGGCGCUCCUUCAUCCUGGCUGAGCCCAGCUGGCUGCCGGAGCCCGGGGGUCGGGAGGGUUGGAGCAGCAGCCUGCCACGGCCGGGAAGGAGUGUGCCGACAGCGCUGCCGCGGAGGGUCAGCCAUGGUGGGGAGGUGGGUGCUGGCAGCCCCCUGCCCACAGCACCCAACACUGAAGACAACCGGCUGACACCGUGGCUGGCAGCACCGCGGGGAACCGGCCGCCGAGCUGUGUCCGUCCACGAGGAGCAGCUCAGGGAGCCCGAGUGCCCGGCGGAGCUGGGAGCGGGCACCGUCCCCCCGCGCCUGCGGCGGUCGCCCGUGUUCAAACGGAGGACCAAGCACGACUCCCUCCCGGAGCCGGAGGGCAAGCCCAGACCAUCCUCGGAUGCUGCAGGUGCCACGCUGCAGGACUGGCCCCGUGCCGGGCUGGAGGAGCCGCAAACUGGAGCGGGCACGGAAGGCGAGCGACCGCAAGCCCUGGCACAAACUGUUGCGAACGCACAAGAUUCAGCAGCCGUAGACCAAAGACGCCCGGUGCCGGGCCGGGGGGAGCCAGCCCUGGGACAGUGA
This is a messenger RNA of Gavia stellata (red-throated loon), 4698 nucleotides long. It is a transcript of the gene CARMIL2, whose product is annotated as capping protein regulator and myosin 1 linker 2. The record is from RefSeq and is a predicted model, not a curated record. Gene Ontology annotation, cellular component: lamellipodium; plasma membrane. Lineage: Eukaryota; Metazoa; Chordata; Aves; Gaviiformes; Gaviidae. Gene Ontology annotation, biological process: cell migration; regulation of Arp2/3 complex-mediated actin nucleation. Gene Ontology annotation, molecular function: protein binding.